Halichondria panicea is the source of this 1133-nucleotide messenger RNA. RefSeq names its product TNF receptor-associated factor 4-like. The record is from RefSeq and is a predicted model, not a curated record. Gene Ontology annotation, molecular function: zinc ion binding. Bases 30 to 1133 code for a protein of 367 amino acids. Lineage: Eukaryota; Metazoa; Porifera; Demospongiae; Suberitida; Halichondriidae. The transcript has a single exon.
UGUACAUAUAGCUUAUAGCUUUGAACAGAAUGUUUAAAGGAAAAGGAUUGUCCACUGGUUUUCAGACCAUUCAACAGACCAAGUCGUACACCUUUGUGGAGAAUAUCCUUGAGCGAUAUAAAUGCCUGAUUUGCCAAGACCUACAAGACCAGCCAGUUCUAGUUUCUUGCUGUGGACAACAUUUUUGUGAGAGCUGUCUCAACCAAUGGAUAGCAACAAGGGGUCAGAAGUGUCCUCAUUGUCAAGCAACUGGUAUCACACACAUUGUCAACAAGCAGCAAGUUCGAGAUAUCAACGAUCUAAAGGUGUACUGUUCUAACAAGAGCAAAGGCUGCGAAUGGGUAGGAACUAUGGGCACACUAGACAAGCAUAUCGGAGUGGAACGUACAACUAAGGCAAAAAAAGGGUCCAAACUGAAAAAAAAGUCGCCCAGUGUCAUCUAUCCACUAGUACUAGCGCCAGCUAUAGUCGAGCCAUUAGCUAAUACAUGUCAGUUUCAAGAAGUACUUUGUCCUAAGAAAUGCAAGAAAAUGAUAAGUCGAAGGAGUCUUUCUGAACAUCUUAAACGUAACUGUUUGUGUCGAGACUACAGCUGUGAGCACUGCUGGGAGGAGGGCACCUAUCACACCAUAACGGGAGAAUGUGGGGAGUUUGGACCGUGUUUCGUGCAUGGUAAAGGCCACUAUAGUACGUGUCAGCAUUAUCCAGUGCAGUGCCCUAACGAGUGCUCCAAGACUAUCAAGAGAGAAGAAGUUCCCAUCCAUCGAGAGAGUUGUCCCCUUGAGCCCGUCGAAUGUUCUUUCUCAGAGGUUGGGUGUGGAGAACAGCUGAUGAAGAGGGACCUUGAUAACCACAUGGCAACCAGUGAUCAUCAACACCUGCUACUCAUGAUGAAGGCGUUCAAAGAACUGAAACAAGAGACUACACGUAAAGAUGCUACACGUAAGCAAGAAAUGGAACAACUCAGAAAAGAAAUGAGUGAGAUAAAGGCCGGAGAGGUAUCACCCAAGGAAAAAACUCAGUCACCACAAAUAUUUGAAAGUAGCUCAUAUGUUGCAAGGAGGCAACCAUCUCCAUUUGCAUGGCCUUCUCCAGUUUCUUUUACUCGACCUCCUUGUUGUUGUUUUAAUUAG